Molecule: messenger RNA, 1140 nt
Organism: Paramuricea clavata
Lineage: Eukaryota; Metazoa; Cnidaria; Anthozoa; Malacalcyonacea; Plexauridae
Source: the annotation of a GenBank genome assembly
AUGUCUUCAGGCAACAACACAUCCCUUGUUGCCCCUUCGAACAAUGAAUUCAUGAGACUUUUGGAUCAACUUCAAGUUGCACGUUUCAGUAUAUUUUCAUUUGUGUGGGUGCUAGGCAUCUGGGGAAACGUGAUGGUCAUCACAACCAUAUGUACCACGAAAAGAUUGCGUUCCUCGAGUAACUAUUUCAUCGCUAAUCUCGCUGUGGCUGAUAUGGGCGCAUUGUGCAUCUCGGUGCCAAUGGCGGUGAUAGGGCAGGUUACAGACUGGCCUUUCGGUGAAAUUGGUUGCCGAUUCCUAAAUCCCCUAAAAGAUCUAUUCCUACAUGUGUCCUUCAUCACUCUAACUGCGAUCGCGAUAGAUCGGUAUAUCCAUAUAGCUCACCCAUUUAAACCUCAUAUUUCCAUAUACAAAGUCAAGCUUAUCAUUGCAUUAAUAUGGCUGGUCGAUUACUUAUUAGUACCGUUACCUAUGGGUUUUGUAAUGAAAGUGGACAGGCAUCCAAAUGGUUAUAAUGUUUGCAUGACCAAGUGGCCACCGAAGGGUCGGAAAAUUUCAAUUCUAGUACUAUCUGGAUUUGUGUUUUUAUCAGUAUUCACGACAGCUUUGGCGUAUCUAGGCGUUGGGGUUGCCAUGUUUAGACAGCGAGGGAGGAUUAAAAAGAGAGCCCAAGGGCAAGGAGCGGCCACGCAGGAAAAAGCGUUGAGGCGCCAAUUGGAGAAGAAUGCCAAAACGGUGAAACUUAUGAUUGUAAUUGUGUUGGUAUUUUGGUUGACAGUUUUACCCUUGACGGUCUUUGGAUUGCUACUGGAGUUAAAAGUUUUAAAGUUAACAACAUCUGAAUACGUGAUAUCCUUAUUCAUCGUGCUACAUUUACUGUUUCUACAGCAUUGUGCGAAUCCUAUAAUACUAUAUGUACUUUGUAAAGAAAUGCGCGCUGGUUUUGCCGUGUGUGUACAAGGUUGCUGUGGCAAUAAGAAAUAUGAAGGAUCUCCGAGGAGGUGUAGUAGCACACAAAUGAGGAAGGAUAGUAUGCCCACAAAGCCUGAGCAACAAUCGGUAUAUCUGGCUGUGAAUGGGAUCACGAAAAUGUAUAGUAUCAAUCAUGAUAACAAACGAGGACCAAGUGUUCAGGUGUAG